AUGACUUCUGGGUCCAAACCGCCGGAAUUCCACAUCUAUCCUCCAGAGCCAGACAGCGGCCACGACGCCCAUUCAGCGCAACAGGCCGUCGCGGAACAGAAGAGACCGCAUGAAACAACAGGGACUCUACCGUCCCGCUCACAUUCCUCGAGGAGUAUUUCCUUCCAACUCGAUCUAAACCAGAAUUCCAUCCCACGACACACAUCAUCAGCGAGGCGCUCUUCAAAUCGACGACGAAGCGGGGCGUCUUCCCUGUUAUUGAGAAAUCUCUCUCAGCGCUGGUACAAGAAGCUACCAUCCCCGCCCUCGUCGCCGCCGCUCUCCUCCUUCAUCGACUUUGCUGAGCAUGACCCAGACUCUGUUCUCUCACUGCCGCGUCGUUGGCCAAGUCUGUAUGCGCCUCCCGGCCGACAGGAUCAGAUUGAACCGCGACCCGACGCGGAAGCCGAGCAGCGCCAGGGUUAUGGUUCUGGCUACUUGCGCGGAUGGCCAUUAGUAACGGUAUCAGUGGCAGCACUGUUGGCGUGCUUUGUGACGCAACUUGACGAGUCGAUUAUCGCAACAGCAUUGCCCAAUAUCGCAGCAGAGUUUCAUUCCCUGGGUGAUAUUGGAUGGUACAAUUCUACAUAUUACCUACCACAGGCGGUCCUCCAGCCAUUAUUUGGGCAGGUAUAUACUCGCUGGCGCAUCAAGCGGGUUUACCUGAUAUCCCUGUUCCUUUUUGAAGUAAUCAGCAGCGUGCUGGGGCCACUCCUUGGCGGCAUCGUUACCCAAUAUCUCAGCUGGCGCUGGUGCUUCGGCAUCAAUGUGCCCAUCGGUUCUGUCAUCGUCGUGAUCAUGGCUGUGUUGUUGAAAAUACCACGCGGUAGCAAUAGCACUACCAAGAGCACAUGGAAAAAGCGGCUUAUGGAGCUAGAUAUCCUAGGAACGAUCCUACUCACGGCGAUGAUCGUGUGUGUGCUCCUGGGGUUCCACAUGGUACAGAAGCAGCGGCCGAACAAGGCCGGAGUCGGUGCCGUAUUCGUAGCGGCCAUCGUCGCAGCAAUUGCGUUAUUUAUCCAGCAGCGAUUGACGCUGACGGAGACAUUGUUACCCAUCCGGAUCUUUGGCAGGCGCCUGGUGUGGGCGACCUGUGGGUUGAUGUUCAGCUUGUCUGUCGGAAUAGCGACUCAUAUUUCAUUUUUGCCUUUGUAUCUUCAGCUCGUCCGCGGCAAAUCACCCGCCUCAAGCGGAACGCAUACCGUCCCUUAUGUCCUCUCCAUCUUCACUGGCUCCAUAAUCAUGAUGCUAUCUUUAAUCGUUAUGAAAUAUCUGAACAUUCUCUUCUUAAGCGGAGUGGUCUGCUAUGCCAUCGGCGCAGGGCUAUUCACAACGUUUGAUGUCAACUCAACCCUGGGUGAAAUAGUCGGAUUCCAAGUCCUAGCCGGGUUGGGAUUCGGGUUGUGCGUGUUGUGUUUGGUCGAAUGUCCACAGGCAAUCCUGGCUGAUAGAGAUGUGCCAUAUGCGCAGGGAGUUAUAAACAUGUUCCAAAUUCUGGGAGGAGCUACGUCGACCCAAGUCGCAACUUUAAUCUUCAUCCAAACACUUUCCCACCGCCUCGAACGCGUCCCGAACCUGCCACAGGACCAGAUCCGCAUACUUCUGGCAGACCCAACUACAAUGCUAUACGGCAACAGCAGCGACAGCAAAGGUAGCCACCAUAUCAACGACAGUCAAACUCUGCCAUCUGGACCCCUCAGAAGCCGCAUCCUCAACGAAUUGUCCGGCUCCUUUUCCGCAACAUUCCACCUUUCAAUAGUAGCAGCCUGUCUAGCGUUGACGUUCGUCCUUUGCAUGCCGUGGACGAGGAAACGGACGCUGGCGGCUACGUUGGCUGUAGAAGCGGGCAAAGAAGCCAAUGGCAACGUUAAGCAUGAUGGUAAUUAUGACAAUGACAACCACAAUAACAAUAAUAAUGAUGAUGAUGGUGAUAUUAAUGACAAUAAUGAUAAUGAUAAUGAUAAUGAAAACGAUAUCAAAGGGACACGCAGGAUCAGGACGAGAAAGGCAGGACACGGAAGUGGGUUCAGACGGGAGCGCGAGGAGGAGCCGUUGACGACCAUAGAAUUAACAUAG
Histoplasma capsulatum G186AR is the source of this 2115-nucleotide messenger RNA. RefSeq names its product major facilitator superfamily transporter. NCBI's taxonomy places the organism in Eukaryota, Fungi, Ascomycota, Eurotiomycetes, Onygenales, Ajellomycetaceae. Gene Ontology annotation, biological process: transmembrane transport. The transcript is spliced from 4 exons. Gene Ontology annotation, molecular function: transmembrane transporter activity. The record is from RefSeq and is a predicted model, not a curated record. The coding region runs from base 1 to 2115 and encodes 704 amino acids.